Molecule: messenger RNA, 622 nt
Organism: Scleropages formosus (Asian bonytongue)
Lineage: Eukaryota; Metazoa; Chordata; Actinopteri; Osteoglossiformes; Osteoglossidae
Gene: cdnf
Product: cerebral dopamine neurotrophic factor
Exons: 4
Coding region: 13-546 (177 amino acids)
Biological process (GO): dopaminergic neuron differentiation; neuron projection development
Cellular component (GO): endoplasmic reticulum
Source: RefSeq, a predicted model, not a curated record
GUUCCAGUAAUCAUGGCCCGGGUAAACGUGGUCGGGGUUGUUGUCAUUCUUUGUCUCGCGGUUGAGCUCUGUAGCGCGGGGGAGUGUGAAGUGUGCAUUGGAUUUCUGAGCAGGCUGUACGAGGGCCUCAGGUCCCAGCACGUGGAGCUGACCCCAGGAAAGGUGGAAGAGGGGCUCCUGAAGGCCUGUGGAGGGGCCGCUGGGAAGGAGAACAGGCUGUGCUAUUAUCUGGGAGCCACCAGUGAUGCGGCCACCAAGGUGACAGGGGAAGUGACACGACCGAUGAGUUUCCACCUGCCCGUUGAGAAAAUCUGUGAGAGGCUUCAGAAGAUGGACAGCCAAAUAUGCGAGCUCAGAUACGAAAAGCACGUGGUGGACUUCAGCAAGGAGAGCCUGUCCAAGCUCAGGGUGGCAGAGCUGAAGAACCUCCUGAACUCUUGGGGCGAGGUGUGCAGGGCCUGCAUCGAGAAAACCGAUUUUGUCAACCUCAUCCAGGAGGUUGCGCCAAAACACACUGCACACAUGGGCCAAAAGACAGACUUGUAAGAUGCAAUGAUUGGUAGAUUUAUACAUUUUCUGAAACAUCAGAUAAACAUUUUACAUUUGCAUUUACAUUUAUUCA